Molecule: messenger RNA, 1490 nt
Organism: Scleropages formosus (Asian bonytongue)
Lineage: Eukaryota; Metazoa; Chordata; Actinopteri; Osteoglossiformes; Osteoglossidae
Product: Y box binding protein 1
Exons: 8
Coding region: 171-1121 (316 amino acids)
Molecular function (GO): nucleic acid binding
Source: RefSeq, a predicted model, not a curated record
CUCAAUCCGUCCAGUUCGAUCGGCAACGGGAGCGGAGAAAGAAAAGCUGAGAGCCCGAAGGCAGCAGCCCCACCACCGCCGGCCCAGGUUACCAUCUAGCACCGGGAAAAAACACUAGAAAGCCACCGCCGGCACAAAUAUAAGUUGGCACCAACAACCAGAAAUCCAACAUGAGCAGUGAGGCCGAGACACAGCAACAGCCGCCUCAGCCUGCCGAAGCGGAGAGCCCUUCCAGUCCGGCAGCCGCAGCUACCGCGGGGGAAAAGAAGGUCAUCGCAACAAAAGUUUUGGGGACUGUGAAGUGGUUCAAUGUAAGGAAUGGCUACGGUUUCAUCAACAGGAAUGACACAAAGGAAGAUGUGUUUGUACACCAGACUGCCAUUAAGAAAAACAACCCCAGAAAAUACCUUCGCAGUGUUGGAGAUGGAGAGACUGUCGAGUUUGAUGUGGUUGAAGGAGAAAAGGGUGCAGAGGCGGCCAAUGUCACUGGCCCAGGGGGGGUCCCCGUUCAGGGGAGCAAAUAUGCAGCAGACAGGAAUCGCUACAGGAGGUAUCCUCGUCGCAGGGGUCCCCCACGUGGUGACUACCAGCAGAACUACCAGAGCGACGGCGAGGGCGAGGGCCAUGAGAAGAGGGAAGGGGGGGAGAAUGCUCCCGAGGGGGAGAUGCAACCUCAACAGCGCAGGCCCACCUUCCCACCAAGGAGGCGCUACCCCCCAUACUUUGUCCGUAGGCGCUAUGGCCGCCGUCCGCCUUACACCAAUGCACCCCGGGCAGAGAUGACUGAGGGCGGUGAAGGUGAAGAGAACCAGGGCGGUGUUGACCAGGCCAACAAACCAAUGAGGCAGAACUACUACCGAGGCUUCCGUCCAAGGUUCACAGCCAGGGGUGCCCCUCGUCCAAGACCUCCCCGAGAAGGUGUCAACGAGGAGGACAAGGAGAACCAGGGUGAUGCCGGCAAGAACCAGGAUCCCGGACAGCGUCGGUAUCGCCGCAACUUCAACUACCGCCGUAGACGCCCACAAACCACCAAGCCCCAGGAAGGAAAAGAGAACAAGGCAGUGGACACGCCAGCGGAGAAGCCAUCCGCUCCCCAGGCCGAGCAGGGCGGGGCUGAGUAAAGGCCGGAGUACCAUCUGUACCAUCACCGGUCAUGUCAACAUGAAGAAACAUCAAAGAUCUGAGCAAUAAGAAACAGAUUUGACUUGACGAUCCUGAAAGCUUGCAACAUGCGUUUGACCAGAUGCCCACCAAUUGCCUGCAGAAUCUAUGCAGCCCUGUUUUUUUCCCAUUACUUAUGACAGCUUAAACAACAAAUUUUAUUGGGGGAAAUGACAUGUUUUUUGUAAAUUUGGUUUUAAGUUUUUACACCAAAUCGUUUUUAAAGCAGUUCUUUGAUAUCUGGUCAAUUUGACAUUUUUAAAUAAAGGUUUUUAUGUAUACAACAUGAAUUUUAACAAAAUGCAAGCGCAAAUAAAAGUCAAAUGCAA